This is a messenger RNA of Haliotis rufescens (red abalone), 2171 nucleotides long. Its product is annotated as sodium-dependent dopamine transporter-like. The record is from RefSeq and is a predicted model, not a curated record. Gene Ontology annotation, biological process: sodium ion transmembrane transport. Lineage: Eukaryota; Metazoa; Mollusca; Gastropoda; Lepetellida; Haliotidae. Gene Ontology annotation, cellular component: membrane. The transcript is spliced from 14 exons. The coding region runs from base 201 to 1934 and encodes 577 amino acids.
UUGGGGUGUUUGAAAAGGGGUUGGGAGCGAGGAAGAGAGAGAGACGGUUAUACAUUGAGAGACAAGAAGACGAGAGACUGGUCACGCAUAUAAAGGCCAACGAGUGUGAUAGUGUAAUAAUCCUUCCCGAGGGGCUGAACCUUGUAUUACAGAGACACUCACUAUCUCGAAUUCCGGUGCGACCAAGUAUCGAUACAACUAUGGUUCAUGAACAAUGGCGCAGUCAACUGGAUUACCUCAUCACCAUUUUGGGAUUCGGCGUUGGGUCGGGGGCAUUCGUAAAGUUCCCUUUCUACUGCAUGCGAAAUGGGGGAGGAGCGUUCCUGAUACUGUUCAUGUUCUUCACAAUAAUUGGAACCAUCCCCUGCGUAUUUCUGGAAAUGACCAUCGGGCAGUUCUCUCAGAGUGGACCCAUUAAAGUCUGGAAUAUCUGUCCUGCUUUCAAAGGUAUAGGCAUUGGCGGUGUUGUUGUUGCGUGGAUAUUCGUUAGCUACUACAACGUCAACUUUACAUGGUUUAUGUACUACUUCUACAACUCCUUCUUCCACAACCUGCCCUGGGACCACUGCGACAACGCAUGGAACACCCCGUCAUGCAUACACAACAAGAACGUGUCAGUUGUGUCUAAUGAUUCAACGUCUAAUACAACAGACGCUAGAUACUCCAUCAACGGAACAGUCCGAGGGAUGACAGCUGCCGAAGAAUUCUGGAAAUUACAGAUGCUGGGACAGAGUGAUGGCCUUGAAAGUCUUGGAGGUCUAAGAUGGCAUCUUGUUGCAUGUCUGGCCGUCACCACAGUGCUCUUAUUUCUUUGGAUAUUUCAAGGAAUAAAAGUGUCAGGGAAGCUUGUCUACAUCACAGUGGGUGUCCCCUACAUCCUCAUCUUGGUCUUCCUCAUCCGGGGCUGUCUACUUCCGGGGUCAGCGGAAGGCAUAUACUACUACGUCUAUCCCAAGUUUGACAAGCUUACAGACCCUACAGUGUGGAUUCAGUCAUGUAGCUACGCCCUGUAUUCCAUGGGUAUAUCCAUGGGGUGCAUCGUCACUAUGUCUGGACACAACAGAAUGGACAACAACUGCUUCAGGGAUGCAAUAAUAAUUAGUCUGAUUGAUUCACUCUCCAACGUCUUCUUCGGCUUCGCUUUCUUCUCAAUCGUUGGCCACGUGGCCUUCCAACGUGGAGUAACUGUGGAAGCGUUUCAAUCAUCUGGGUUUGACCUUGCCUUUAUCGUCUACCCUGAGAUCGUGUCUGCUCUCCCUCUGUCCCAGCUAUGGUCUGUGCUGACCUUUUGUACUUUGCUGUCGUUGGCUAUCGAUUCUAUGGUACCAUGUGUUGAAAUAGUCAUCGCUGCCUUGGAGGAUAUGUUUCCGCGGUUAAUGAAGCGACACUGGCUCACCAUCGGUGCUGUGCUCCUCAGUCUCUUCCUGUUUGGUCUGAUAUAUACGUCACAGGGUGGGAUAUUCGUGGUGACGCUGGUUGACUGGUACACCUACUUCCCAUCAAUGGCCGUGUUGGGCAUCCUGGAGUGCAUCGCUGUUGGCUGGUGUUAUGGAACAAAGAGGUUUCAGGAUGACGUCCGUGCGAUGUGGGGAAAGGCAAUACCACAAGUCAUGGUCAUAAGUCUCAAGUUUGUGUGUCCUCUAUUUCUAGUUGUGAUCUGCUGCUACUCCCUGUACUCCUACCGACCUCCUCAGUACCAUGACUACAUCUACCCCACCUGGGCAACAGCUGUUGGAUGGCUCAUAUCCUUUUCGUCACUCCUGCCUUUACCGACUGUCUUCAUCUGGACGGUUUACAACACACAAGGGGCAACGCUGAAAGAGAAAAUGAAGAAAAGUUUUGAACCGAAUGAAUAUUGGAGUCGAUCGCCGCCAGAGGAAGAAUUCACUGAAGUUUUACAACCAAUGGUAGAACGUGAGAACAACCCCGUCUAAUGGACAAGGAUCCCGUAAUCAACAGCUUGUUCUUGGUACAACUAAAACAUGAUCCCCAUUUUAGAAAGCUCUGUCUACAUACACCAUGUUUGCUCCCGAGCCAUGUGCCUCCUGGGCCAAAUGUGCCUCUUGAAAUAAAGGGAAAUAGCGAUAGUUACAUGAUUCAUAAAGAAGUUCAGGUAUUCAGAUCUGGCCAUGGACACAUACAGAUGACGUUUCAGAAUACAACAAAGAGAG